GCCAGUUAGAGCAGAGAUGAGUUACCGUGGUUACUGUGGUUUGUCAACCUAUACACUAAAGAGAGGAAAACUAGGAAUCUAAUUCAUAAAAUAUGGACCAAACAAGUGCAAGGAACCUGUCCAGAUUCAUAACAAGCUACAGGGCACAAGAUGCAGAAAAACUGACACUGCGGAUGAAAAAUGGUGUUGGCAGCCCCAAGUACAAACUGGCUGAAUAUGAAACGCUGCGAGCCUUUGUUGAUGCCAGACGUCGGGAGUACCAUCUCAUUGGACAAAAGGUUGAGAAGACGUGCUGUGCAGCCAAGGCAACCAAGGAGAGCUCCUUAUUACGACAGCACCGGCAGGUGUGGAGCAAAGAAUGUCCCAGGCUGCAAAAAGCUGAGGAGCAGGCAGAGGAUGAUAUCCGAAAAUUCUUUAAGGAGAUUAAGCCAAAUGAUAUAACAGACACUGCCGUCUUCUUACUUCAGAAAUACAGUAUAUAUCUUUGCUGUUCAGGGCAAUCUCUUGAAAAGGAACGGAAAGCAUUCAGAGUAGCUACUGUUGUGCCUCUGUAUCAGCUCAAAGACGACCUGUGCUUCAGGCUGGCCAAGAUGGCGGAUCAGCACCUCAGUGAACGCAUGUCAAACUGGGAACGCAUAAAGCGACAGAUCAAUUCUGUGAAAGACCAACAAACAGAUGUAAUUGCAAAGCUUAAUGAAGAGUACCAGGACAUAGAGCAGCAGAUCAAGGACUUUGGCUUUGAGAAAUACUAUAUUGGUACUCCAUAUAUUGUGGUGAGAUUAGAAACCAUUCCUGAGGAGGUUUUGAAUGCAAACUGCCCUUAUCCAGAGCUGAAGGACUCGCUGAUCCAGGCCUUCCAGUCCCUCUCAGACAGGUUCCAGGACAAACUCCAGAAGCUGACAAAGCAGCUGCAAGAAAAUGACAUGUACUGUGACUGGAGUCCAAAUGACCAUCAACGUUUCCAGUUCACAGUGUCUACGUACACUCAUGAUGUCCCAAACUACAGAGCACUUUGCAUUGACAUGCUGCAGAGACAGUUUCCUGACAGGACACGACUUGAACUGUUGAAACAUGGACGUAUCUGUGACAUGCAUCGAUUCAUCCAGAAACAAAUAAGAGUCAUGACCCAGCAGUGGCAGCGAGACACGCAGGAGCUCCUGGACAGGGCCCUGGACACGCUGCAAGAGGCGAAACACGCCCACCAGGAGGAGCUGGAGCACCACAGAGACCGCCAGCAACAGCAGGACAUCUGCCAGCAUCUCAAAAAGAAAGUGCAGCAGUGGCGGGCCCAGCAGGAGGAGGUGGCUAAGCUGGAGGCAGCUAUAGCAGCAAGACGUCAAGAGGAAGAAGAGGAGAGAUUAAAGAAGGAGCAGGAGAAGGAGGUUGCCAUGAGAUUCAACCAGAAAGAGAAACUGAGACUGUUUUAUUUAAAGCAGCAGAGAAGGAGGGAGUUGCUGGAACAGAGGGAUCAGAAGGCACUCGCAGCUCUUAGGAGCGCCAUGGAAGAACAGGCGAGAAGAGACAGGGAGAGGGUGCUGUUUCGCGCUGAUGUGUUGCAGAAACGAAUGAGGGAGAGAGAAAGGCAGGAGCUGGAGCAGCAGAGGGAGGAACAAGAGAGGCAGGAUCGUCUGGAAGCUCUCAGAAAGCAGGUUGAGGUGAUGGCAGAGGCCGACCCAGAGAGGAUGAUGGCGGCUACAAAAGCUUGGAGGAGCAGACAAUUGAGUGAGACAGAGUUUGAGCUGCAGAGGCCUCUCUACAGUAUUAACACGUACACAGACAAACAGAUUGUGUCAGAUCCAAGACUCCGAGCUGAGCAAGCUUUCCGAGAAGCUGGAGUACACCAGAACCAGUAUGCCAAGGAGGCCCUGUCCCAAAUCAAGCCUCUUAAACCACCAAGGCGAGACACCAAAUCCACACUUAAAUUCUGACAAGAAUUGUGUUUGGCUCAUACUGUUUUGUUCCUAGCAUUUUUCUUUUCUCUUUCAUUUAAACCAGUAAAUAAAUUCAUGUAGCACUUUU
Poeciliopsis prolifica (blackstripe livebearer) is the source of this 2019-nucleotide messenger RNA. Its product is annotated as coiled-coil domain-containing protein 148-like. Lineage: Eukaryota; Metazoa; Chordata; Actinopteri; Cyprinodontiformes; Poeciliidae. The transcript is spliced from 15 exons. The record is from RefSeq and is a predicted model, not a curated record. Bases 93 to 1928 code for a protein of 611 amino acids.